Molecule: messenger RNA, 806 nt
Organism: Vespa velutina
Lineage: Eukaryota; Metazoa; Arthropoda; Insecta; Hymenoptera; Vespidae
Gene: pen-2
Product: gamma-secretase subunit pen-2
Exons: 3
Coding region: 165-470 (101 amino acids)
Biological process (GO): Notch receptor processing
Cellular component (GO): gamma-secretase complex
Source: RefSeq, a predicted model, not a curated record
ACAUCACUGUACUUUCUACUAUAAUAGGAAGUGCUCACUACGCAAGUAUUUUAGUCGAGCUGUCAAUAAUACUUGCAAAGAAGUAAAUAUAAUAAAUUAUCAAAAGAAAGGAAAAUUUAGCUUAACUCUAUCAUAAGUAAUACAUUUUUUUUUAUUAAAACAAUAUGGAUUUAUCAAAACUUACAAAUGAAAGAAAAUUAUAUCUUUGCCGAUGGUAUUUUCGUGCUGGAUUUGCAUUGCUUCCAUUUCUUUGGGCUGUUAAUGCAAUUUGGUUUAUACGAGAGGCUUUUAUCGUACCGCCUUAUGAGGAACAAAAACAGAUUAAAAGAUAUGUAAUAUUUUCUGGCAUUGGAGCUAUCUUAUGGAUGAUUGCCCUUGUUGCAUGGAUCGUAAUAUUUCAAACACAAAGAGCUGCCUGGGGAGAAUUUGCAGAUCAUAUUAGUUAUAUCAUCCCUAUUGGUGUUCCUUGAUAACUCAUAAUAUUUAAAUAAUUUAUUAUUGUAUUUAUCUAAAAAAAAAAAUUGCUACUUAUUAUAAUUAUAACUACUUUUUUACAUAUGUUAAAAAUAACUACGUUUUCAUACGUAUAUAUAAAACUCAAUUAAUGUAAAAAUAUAUCAUUUAUUUAACAAUAAUAAUUAAUAUUUAAAUUAAAAUUGAGUAAUUUUGUUAGUAUAUACAUAGUUAAUCCAUUUGUAUUUGUAAAAAAGUUCUUAUAUCUUAAUCUUAAGAUACAUUUCACUUAUACAGUCCUUCGUCGCUGUCCAUACAAUUGUAUAUCUUUAUAAACUAAUCUGGACAAAAAC